AUGCCCCGUGCCCAUCUGCGGCUACGAAGGCCCGCCGCCGGCGCUCUCCACCACAUCAGCAUCGUGCAUCCCAUGCCCGUGCACAGGAUCCAGUACGGCAAGUUGCUCCAGCUACAAGUGCCAGUGUUGGAGCCACGGCUCUUGCUGUUCGCGGAGGAGGACGAUCGCGUGAUUUUCUUGGUCGGCGGCGUGCUCGACAUCGGCGCGCCUAUCACCGUGUCGGUUGUCUGCAUUAGAGCGAGGGCGUCCCCACUGCCGCACUACGCGGCCAAGCUAUGGGCGACCGGCCCACCAGGGGAGCCCAAAGGCAGGACCGACGCCGUCAAGGUGGAAAUCGAGGUGACUAGUAGCAAGGAUCCUGGCGAAGUCGCCGUGCAGGAGCUGACCUUCUUCACAGUUCCGCCCAAGCUGCUGGCCGGGGCUGGGUUGUCGAGGGCGGUGUCCCUCCACAUUCAGAUUGACAAGCUCGCCUCCUAA
Molecule: messenger RNA, 477 nt
Organism: Aegilops tauschii subsp. strangulata
Lineage: Eukaryota; Viridiplantae; Streptophyta; Magnoliopsida; Poales; Poaceae
Source: RefSeq, a predicted model, not a curated record